Molecule: messenger RNA, 3204 nt
Organism: Tribolium castaneum (red flour beetle)
Lineage: Eukaryota; Metazoa; Arthropoda; Insecta; Coleoptera; Tenebrionidae
Gene: dor
Product: deep orange
Exons: 8
Coding region: 61-3063 (1000 amino acids)
Biological process (GO): lysosome organization; intracellular protein transport; organelle fusion
Cellular component (GO): endosome; HOPS complex
Molecular function (GO): protein-macromolecule adaptor activity
Source: RefSeq, a predicted model, not a curated record
AAGUGCGACGCUGACCUAACCUCACUUAUUAUCCUAUUAAUCAAACAAAAAACCAGCAACAUGACCUCGUUAUUCGAUCAGUUCGAACAAGCGUCCACGAAAAUGCGCAACAAUAACUUCACGACGGCCGAAAUGAGCUCUUUGGGGUACAUUAACAUGACACUGGACCAAGACGCCCCCAUUUUCAGUAAGACCAAGAAGGAUUUUACGCCGCCUGAUAAAAUCACACAUGUUGCCAUCUCCAAUAAACAACUAGCAGUGGCUCUAGGGAAUAACACUUUGUUCAGAAUGAACUUACACAAUCCCCAACAACAAGACGAAAUUUCCCUAUCGAAAUACACCUCAACUUGCCGUUUGACAAACUUAUUCAUGGACCCGACUGGCAACCACUUGUUGCUAACUUUCGCCCCCAAAAGCCUGGAAGGGGGCCCUGAACUGCUCUACUUGGCGCGCAAAUCGAACAAAUUGAAAACCACGACGAAAUUCCGCGGACACGAAUUUACCGACGUUGCGUGGAAUCACUUAAAUGAAUCCGAAAGUACCACUGGGCCCAUAUUGUUAGGGACUUCCAAAGGCUUGAUCUUCGAAACGGAAAUCGUGCUUGAAGGCGAUAAGUUCUUCACGUCCGGAUUUUCAUCAAGCUUUGAACAGUAUUGGAGACAGCUGCCCAAUUACUUGCCCUUAUACGGCAAUCGUGAAGUUGACGGAUUGGUUUUCGACAUUGGCAAAGGUUCAAACACGCCAAUCACAGGCCUGGACUACCACAAGGUGCUGGGUACCGACAAGUACAUCAUUUUUGCGGCCACGCCCACCCGCCUGUACUACUUUACGGGACGGGCCGAACACGAGGAAAAACCGCUUCUUCAGCAGGUUUUCAACCGAUAUUUGAAUAUCCCGGAAAAGGAGACGUAUCUAGAGCGCGACAGCAGUUUAAAAUACUCUCGAUUGAAAUUCUGGUCGGAAAAUUUAACAGUUCCGAACGCCUUUGCGUGGAUGACCGAAAAGGGCGUGACUUACUGCCAGUUCGAGUCGGGAUUCGACGACAGUAUGGCCACACUCAAGGCAAAAACGCGCCUGAUCGAAUACCCCAAACCCUUGUACGAGGAUUAUUCGGCCCUUGAAAAGUUCCCAAUAGCUUUGGCUUUGACGGAAUUUCACGUCUUGUUGGCUUACACUGACGCAAUCAAAGGCGUGUGUCUCUUGAACGAGGAGGUUGUGUAUGAGGAUAAUUACAAUGAGGCGUUCGGCAAACUGGUUAAUAUUGUUAAGGAUGGCAGCACUGGCGAGAUUUGGGCGGUGACUGAAAACGCGGUUUUUCGCUUCAAAGUCACAAAAGAGGAGCGAAACGUUUGGCAAAUUUUCUGCGAGAACCAACAGUUUGACCUCGCCAAAAAAUACUCCAGAGGGAACGAAGCGUUCUACAACCAGGUCUUAAUCAAAGAGGCUGAUAUGUUGUUCAAUAAUAAACAAUACGAGCUCAGUGCGCAACGUUACGCCGAAACACAGUCCAGUUUUGAGGAGAUUUGUUUGAAGUUUAUCCAAGUCGAUCAACAAGACUCGUUAAAGAUUUUCCUGAGGCGGAAAUUAGACACGCUCAAGCCGCAAGACAAGACUCAAAUCACCAUGAUCGUCCUUUGGGUGGUCGAAUUAUAUUUGAGCAAGUUGGAGGAGAAGAGAUUGGCGGGUUUGGAGCAAAGUGCGGCUUAUUUAGACAUCCAGAAGGAGUUUGAGGUGUUUUUGGCCCUGACGGAGGUUUCGGAUUGCAUCAAGAAGAACAAAUCUACGAUUUACGAACUGAUGGCCAGUCACGGCGAUAAGAGCAAUUUGAUUAAAUUGACGAUUGUUAACAAGGAUUUUGAGCAAUUGAUUCGUCACCACAUCUACAAGAACAGCUUCCAUGAGGCUCUUGAAGUCCUCAAAAGCCAAAACAAGUACGAACUUUACUACCAAUUCGCCCCAAUUCUCAUGCAAGAAGUGCCGAAAUACACAGUCAAGGCUUUAAUCGAACAGGGGAAAAGACUGCUCCCUGUUCGCCUCCUCCCGGCUUUAGUCACCUGCGAAGGCGAGUUUCACGCCAAGGAAGUGAUGAAAUAUCUCGAAUUCUGCACCGACAAGCUCAAAAACACCGACAGAGCCAUUCACAAUUUCCUACUUUCGUUGUACGCCAAACACGAUAAGGCCAAACUGAUGCAAUAUUUCACCUCACAAGGGCAGGAAUUAAGUUUGGUUAAUUACGACGUACACUUUGCCUUAAGAUUGUGUCAGGAUGAUCCUGAUUUGAAGGAGGCUUGCGUACAUUUAUCAGGACUGUUAGGCUUGUGGGAAUCGGCAGUUGAGUUGGCUUUGACUGAUAAUAAUUUGAAAUUGGCCAAACAAUUGGCGGACAUGCCGCCAGAAGAGGACGUCGAAUUGCGGAAAAAACUGUGGUUGAAAAUAGCCCAACAUGUGGUGAGUGGCAAGGACGACAUACAGCAAGCGAUGGAAUUCCUCAAACAGUGCGACUUGAUCCGAAUCGAAGACAUUCUCCCGUUCUUCUCCGAUUUUGUCACAAUUGACCACUUCAAAGAGGCGAUUUGUAGCUCGUUGAAAGAGUACAACCAACACAUCCAAGACUUGAAAGACGAAAUGGAGGAAGCAACAAAAUCGGCACAACUAGUCCGCGAGGAAAUUCAAUCGUUCCGCAACCGCUACACUUUUAUAAGUAGCGAAGAAAAUUGCGAGAUUUGUAAUGGAAAGUUGAUGGUUAGGCCGUUUUACAUGUUUCCCUGCCAGCACAAGUUCCACACUGAUUGUUUAAUGAACGAAUUGAACCCGCUUUUAGGUCCGGCCAAAAAGAACAAAUUGGCGGAUUUGGAACGCCAAUUGAAGAUUUUAAAUACGCAAGCGAACGUCGAUAAUGUGAGCACAGGUUCUGGAAUGUCAGCGAGGGAAAUAGUCAAGUCGGAAAUUGAUAAUAUUGUUGCGUCCGAGUGUUUGUUUUGCGGCGAAAAUAUGAUUAGGAAUAUCGAUAAACCGUUUAUAGAGGAUUACGAUUACGAACGGAUCGCAAAGGAGUGGGAAUAGGCUGUUUAAAAAACAUUAUUCGUAACCCAAUUUGAUCUCUAUUUUAUUGUAUUGUAUUGCUCUACUGUGGAGGCAUUAAACCAUGUAUGUGAUUUUCCGUAUCUGGGAGCGAUAAUAAACUGUUGCUUGUUUUCUGUACAA